AUGCCCACCCAGGCAGGCCUCACUUAUGGGUCAAUUUCCUCAUUGUGUGGAGAGAAACUCCAGUCAAAUGCCCGGGUAUGCCCAGGGAUGGGCGGUUUUGGAAUUGAAUGGUACGCUUCCUUUACUAUCGUGACUGAAAAAGAGAGUGUUUUGAUUUCAGUCUCAUUGGAAUAAUGCUAUCGAUGCUAAAACUGCUGGGCAAUUUGACAGCUCAAUUAUCAUGAAAUGAUUUGCCUUGAAUUUCCUUGUUCACUCCGAACAAUGAAUGUCAUGUGGAUGAUGAAAAUCUGCUCAGCAAAAAAUUUGUGCCUCAACUUCUCAGUUGGGCCUUUAUCUGAUGAACAUUUUGAUUUUUGUGUCCACUGUGUGAUAAAAACUGAGAUGCUCUUUCAACAGCGUAGGAUAUUUAUAACCUGACACCACUGUCAUGGAAGAGAUGCUUUCAUAUUGCAUGACAUUCACCUCAUAGAAAAUAGCUGGUAAAAUAGUUUUACUCCUUACAAUAACCAUUAGUUACAUAACCAACUUUGUGAAAACUAUGAACCAGGAAGAUGCAAAUCCACAUGCAAAUUCAAUUGGGUUCAAUGGCCGAUUGAUGAAUCAAGCUGAAAGCAGUCCUUGAUCCAUCCUUGGGAAACGACUACCAUAAAUCCUUUACUAAGCCCUUCCCUCUCAAAUAAGCCCCCCCCCCCUAAAUGUGUUUGAAAUAAAUAAGCCCCAUGGGGGCGUAAAAGAGGAUUUAUAGUAAGUUCACCAUGGAUUUGCCUCAGUGCACUAUGAAUUCAAUGGUAGAUUUCAUGAAAAAAGCAAGGAUCUGUCGCUAAAAAGCCAAACUGUAAUGCACUUGCAGCAAAUACAAUCUGCAACCUUAGCAAGCUGGUCUGCAACUUGCUGUUAUUAUGAAGCUGAAAAUAUUGAGCAUCUCUUGAGAAACACUGAUUGGCAUUUUUUCCUUUCAAAUUCACUUCAAAGGGGUAGGAAAGUGUCUCCAGGCUCCAUCGCCUUUCCCCUCCCCAGACUCUCCCUCAGUCUGCUUCUCUUGCUGAAUUUUUUUGCCUUUUUUCCCACUGUAGAGCUGUUCCAGGCUAUUGUAGAUAACAUCUAUUUGAGUAUUAUGUUUUGCAUAGUCUUGCAUUUCUUCUGUUCACAACCCUUGCACAAAUAAAUUCCAUAGGUAAAGGUAAAGGCGCACAUGCCGGAGCUUAUAUAUCCCGGUUUCCUUAUCAUGAAGCAUGCCUAGGAGUAUUGCUACAUGUACCCCCCCCUGGACGAGAUGCUAGUCCAUCACAGGGUUACCCCCCAGCAGUAUAUCUCUGGUACCCAUUUAUGCAACUUGGUGAAGAGAGACAAAGUGGAGUAAAGUUCCUUGUCUAAGAAAACAAUGCGACAGGCAAGGCUUGAACCCCGGACCUCCAGAUCCGCAGUUCGAAUUGUCAACAGCUUGGCUACACACGCUUCCACAUGAUAUAUUUUAUGGGACGUUACAUUUUAUAUGGCCACCGCCACCAUAUUGAAUUUGAACAUUUUAGUUCAGGCCUCAGGUCACACAAAAGUGUUGGGAGAAAAUGAGAAAAUAUGCUGCCUGAAGGAGGGAAAAAGCAUUUCUGAACAUGUUAAGUCAAAAUUUUCACAAGGGAGCAUGCGAUGUGUUAAGCGGUACAAGUAGCACAGCAGUGGCUGUACAAAAUUCUAUUGAGAACCCUGAGAAUGAUUGCUCUUCAUUAUAUUGAGGUUCCACUGUAACAAAUUUGUUAUACUAUUUUUUGUUGUUGUUUUUUUUUUGAUGAACAGGUGGCAUCUUGAUACCAAUGGGUCCUUUUCCUGAGAACCAAACAUUUUUAACAUGUGGUCACUCAGAUCGCAUCCUCAAAUCUAUCAACAAGCUGAGGAAGGAGAAAAAGCUUUGUGAUGUUACUCUUAGAGUUGGAGAAAAGGAAUUUUGUGCACAUCGUGUGGUACUUUCCGCUUGCAGUGACUACUUUUGUGCCAUGUUUACUGGGGAUUUGGAGGAGAGUCACCAGUCUGUAGUUGAACUUCAUGGCUUGGAUUCUGAUACUAUGGAAUUUCUUCUGGACUUUGUUUACACUGAGUCAAUUCAAGUCACCGUGGAAAAUGUGCAAGCUCUGCUUCCUGCUGCUUGUUUGUUACAAUUGACAGGUCAGCUAUUUAUUUGACCAUUUGAUCCAAAAGGUGAAAAGGGUGUUAAGUAAAAUUCAAGCAGCAUAGCAUUGCAGCAUUGGCAUGCUGCAAUAUGUAAGCAUAUACAGUAUACUAGGAAACCUGUGUGAUACAAACUUGCAAUUUCUUGGGAUUUUUCCACAGAAUUGUCCUUUCCAUUAGAAACUUCGAAUUUUUAAAAAAAUGUAUAUCCAAGAUUGCUUAUAUUUUGUAUUAAUUAUAUAAGUAAUUUAUUUUUUCCAUUUUUUUAAAACAAUAUUGAAUUUAUUUGUAAUUAGUCAAUAACUAAACUAUUUACAGGGCGACUGUCUAUUGAUUUUUUAUAUUGGUAGCCUUGUAACUUUUAUUUUCUGCUUUAAGUAUGAUUAUUACCUUUCCCUUAUUUAAACAUUUAUUAAUACAGGCAUUCAAAUUUAUAGAAAAAGUAAUUUAAAUGAGGAAAAGUAAUAAUAGAAAUAUUAUUUAGAAAUUCUAAGAAAUUCUGUGGAAACAAAUAGUGGUUGACCCUUUCAACAGUUUCAGCGUUAAUGUGCAGAUUUUAGCUGUAGGAAUAAGGUUCUGGUUCUGAUCCAUAAGAGGAAAUAUACUUCCAUUACUAUACUGGAGCGGCUGGAAUACUAGAUUAAUGUCCUCAUCUACUAUGAGAGUGCUCAAUAGUAAAACUAGAACAGAAUGCAAGGAGACUGUUGGAGCUGGACUAAGCGGCCUAGAUACAUUUAUUGCUGCUAAAUUCUUGACAAGCAAUGUAAAUAAAUGAAACUACACGUAUAAAAAUUCUACAAAAUCAAAAAAUAUAUAUAGAAAUAAAUGGAUGGCUCCUUGAACAGUUUUAGUGGCAGUGUCAGUAUCCCUAGCAUCAUGCAGAACAUUUCUUAUUGCCCUAUAGGGUCUAAGACAAAAAAAGAUAGGUCUUAGUACAUAAGGAGAUUUUCUGGUUCCGAUACAUGGGAUGGUUUUGGAAUAUUGCUCCCUUUCUUGAUAGCUAUCAGCUGUGCUAAUUGACUGUGGUACCUCUUGCAUUCCUUUGCCAUUUUGUUAUUUGUAGCAAAGACCAAAGUGCAAAAUUAAUAUUCCAUACUCAGUUGCGAACUCACCUUGAAUACCCAUGUGUUUUUUGUUCUCAUAAUUACGAUAGCCUCAUUGUGGUUCAAGGUCCUCAUAUGACUCUCUCUAUUAGGGUGGCAGACCCAUGCUAAUCAUGCAAGCACGAAUUUGAAAAAGUUUUCGAGUUGAAAACUUGACAAGCUUACUUUAUUUACCCAUUCCCUCGUUAGCUGAAACUUGGAAAAUCUUUACAAACAUGCCAUGUCAGUUUGUUUUCGAUUAAGCUGACAUUUUAAGCGAGAAAAAUCUGUGUUUUGGAAAGCAUAUUUUUUGGCAAAACAAGAACUGAUUAUGCGAGCAAGGCUUCGUGUACACGACUUUACAACUGGUAAGAAUUUCUCUUUUAAGCAGUCCGGUAACAAAGAGUUUCACACUUUUUCUUGGGAGAGUGAAUUUAUAAAGGCACUAGAAAACUUUGCUUCUGUAUUUGCAUAGGCUGAUAAAAACACUCAAGGGGUUGGGAGAAUUCUCGAUAGUUAUGCAAACCCUUGACUUUGUCUCGGGUUUUGAAUCUCAAAUUCUCACAACCGCUCUUGUGUUUAUAUCAGGCUAUUAAAACACGGAAAAUGUUUUCUAUUGCUUAAAUAAUUAUUGUUAAACAGGCCAGAGAUGUGUCACCAGAGUGCAAGUGGUGUCUUUAAGGAAAGACUUAAGGGAAGGAUUGUUACAAAAGUAGUUGAUAUAAUUAAUAAAGAUAUUGAAAAAAGAUAGUCCUAAUAAGCUUUGUUUAGGAUCCUUCGUUUUAAUCACCUGAUAUUUUCAUCUUCUGUGUUGUUCUAUCUGCCUGUUGCAUCUCAUUCUGUCACAAUUUCCUUCUAUUUAAAUCCCAUUGACAAAUAGGCCAUUUAUGUUCAUUAAAGGUUUAUUUUAUAGCAUUGUUGAAAUUCGUUGUGCAAAGUUCAGCUGUUUCUAUGGUGCCACUAUUCUUGACUGCUGCAAUCAAUGUUCCAGGGUUACUGUUAUGCUAUAAAUCAAGUUGUGUUUGGUGGAAUCUUGCAUGAUUGAUGACCUCUUUACCCAAUACGUAUGUCAGCUAGUGUGGGUUCAACAUACUAUACCUCAUUCGACUCAUUCCACAGCUUGUGAUGACCAUUCUUAUAGCUGCACUGAUUCAAAGUUCCCUGGGUGAGAGUAAGUUGUUUGUCCUUCUCAUUCUCAUGCUACUUGAUUCUCUCUCUUGCAUGGACUUUUCGUGUUUGCCCAUGUAGAUUUUGCACCAGGCACGAAGUCCUUCAUCUCCUUUUAAAGUGCAAAUCUUACCAGUCCAAUCAACUGUACUAAGUGUAAACUACCUGUGAAUGUCAAGUUAUUAUAAACUCAGUUGCAAACUUCACAGUGCAAUGUUUAUUCCUGAGACUCUUUUCUUGGAGUUUGUCUUCACUUUCCUUGUAAUGUACUCCCUUAUUGUCUAUAAAUAAAUACAAAUUUAAAUAUUAAUAUCGUUCUGUGUAAGGUUUUGGACGUUUUAAAGGAGGUUUUAAUUCUAUUGAGUACUUUUCAGUCAUAUGUACUAAAUAAUUAGAUGAUCUUGUCUCUUAUGCCCUCAAAUUUGCAAGCACUGCACUCGAAGAACUUUGAUGUCACUUUAGAACAACUACAACAUUUAUUAUUAAUCAAUACUUAGGAACACAUCGCUUAAGUGUUAUUUUUAAUGAACAUCAAUAACAAUGCCUCCCAUAAAUGGUUAUAUACAAAUUAUGGAAAGUAAAUAGUGUUUUUUUAAUUUCAGAUGUACAAAGUGCAUGUUGUGAGUUUUUAGAACAGCAGUUGGAUCCAUCAAAUUGUUUGGGCAUCAAGACAUUUGCGGAGACCCACAGCUGUGAGGAACUGAGGAAAGCAGCUGAAAAGUACAUCCUGAAGCAUUUUAUUAAUUUAGUGGAGAGUGAAGAGUUCCUUCAACUGUCCAGUGAAGAUGUUGAGUCUCUUAUAAAAUGUGAUAAUUUAACUGUAAGUGAGAUCAUCAUCUUUUUAUCAGUGACAAUUGGCCGCUUGUUAUGGUAUUUGCUUUGUUUAACCUCUCUAUAAUGGCCAUCUCUUACAAUAGCCCCUGCUCCAAGAAGGCCAUUGUGGAGAGGUUUAACUGUAUAUGCUGAAAAAAUAAGCUGUCAUAUAUAACCAGAUUAGCUUGCUAUAGGCAAUAAUGGUAAUAACAGAUUUAAAAAGAUUAAAGAUACCUUCUUCAAUUAAGGUUGCUUUGGCAAUUUGUCAUUGGUGGUUGGGCAUUGGGUUAUUGAGCAUACAGAAUAGUUCAAUGAUUUGCUUGUUUGACCACCAAACAAUAGAUUCCCAGUGUGCAAUUACUAAUGAGGCCCUACCAGGGUAGGGGGGGUGGGGGUCCUGUGUCAUUAGUUGGAAUGUUAAAAUGUUUUGUGUCGGUGUUGAUAAAUGCUUCACACAGCUGUCAGAAAUUGAACAAAAAUUCUCUGUCUAUGUCAGAAUUUUAGAAAAGGGGGAUAGCGAUGUGUUGUAAAGAAACCGUGCAGUUCUGCAGUUUCUCAGUUAACAUUUUGCGUAUCAAAUUGAAACACCUUACUUCUUCUUGGCAUUCAGGCUUGUUAUAAAUUAGCCAAACCACUGUUCUUUAUCAGUUAUUCUCAGCUUUGCCGUCACUGUAACAAUUUGGCCAAGGGAGGUUGUCUCUUGUUGUGAUGUUAUUUUAUGCUCUGUCGCUACUUUUUGAAAAUGUCUCUUGUUGAAAUUUACCCUGGCAGGGCCUCACUAAUGCCAAAGCAACCUUUAUUGAAUCAGCUAUAUAUAUAUUCAAUACAGAUAGACAAGUUACAAGACACAUUUCAAGCCAUCCUAUCUUGUAUUUAAACCUCCAAUGCUUAUGCUUGGGUCAGUCCCACAUUUGUAUAGCUUUUGCUUGCCUGAAAUUGUGAAUACAAGCUGUAAUAUUAAACCAUGCAUGUACCUUUGUUGUUGCAUGAUUUGCAGGUGCCAUCUGAAGAAGCUGUCUUUGAAGCUGUUAUUUCUUGGGUAAAGCAUGAUGAAAGUAAAAGAAAGGAUUCCCUGUCUAAAAUGAUGGAGUUUGUUCGCUUGCCACUCCUAACACCACGUUAUUUAACAGACACAGUCGACAAUGAAGUGAGUUAUAUAUAUUAUUUGCCUUAAGUAAAGUAAAAAUCACACACCUGGGGUCCUUCGAAUUACAGGUGAGCCUCCACCCCCCAUAAGACACCACCUUACCAAAACACAAAAAGCAAUUUGCCUGUCAAAGCAUAGCCUGCGCCUGCGUAGCAAGCGUUUCCUUUUGGUUUCAGAGCAAAGAAAGACCGAGAAGUGGAACGAGAGCCAUUUUUGGCGUAGAUUGUCGCGUAGACUACGAGUUUACUACGGGUAGUCCCCAUUUUUCCUCAGAGAUAGUAGAGCGAGCGAAACGAGAGUACUCGUGAAAAUCACCCCACGCGAGAAAGGCGACUACUCGUAGUCUAUUUUUGGCAUGGUCUUUGACUCUUGUUCCUCAUUCUUUGCUCCUAAACCGCACGUAAACACUUGCUACGCAGACUAGUCAAAGCACUAAAGUUGGAACCAACGUCCUUUAAGGUGGUUCGAUAGGGUUUUUCAGGGUCAGUUCCCUCCCAAGUUUGAGCAUAAACAACAUCACCAUUAACAAAGAUUUGGAAAAAUCAACAGUACAGCUGUAUUGGAAGAAACUUAUUUUGUCAAGCUUUAUUGGGCAAGAUCAAAGCGCAAAAAAAAUAUAUAUAUACAAACAUAAAGAAUUAAAGCCCAAAAGGGAUGGGCACGAACGGGACACUCAGACCCAUGCGGGGUGCCCACCCUAGGAAAAUAUGAUCAGGGUUAUAAUGACAUAAUGACAUCGGAGUUGCCAUAGCAACGAAAUUACGCCAUUACUUAUUUUACUUGCAGCUGGGAACUUUUCUUCCAGAAUCGUUCACGGGAACUUUUCUUCCAAUGAUCAUCUCGAUGUUCUCGAAGGUUAAGCGAAAUCUGUAAGAACGUUAUGGGGAUAUUUUGAGGUGAAGUUUUUAUGGUUAGAAAUACGUUGAAAACUGGACAAUCUUGAUGUUUGCCCGUGUUUGAAAUGCAAUUUCACCUCAUAGUAGUUUUACUCUUUUUAGAAAUGUGUGUGAAAGAUCAUGGAGAUCGCUCUAGCCGAUUGCUAGAAGGAUUUGAUUAUUAUCAGAAGCUGCAAGCACACAUAUAUUAUUAUAUCGAUGUCAUUGUAACCCUGAUCAUAACAAAUUUUCAUCUUUUAUCUAAUAUAACUGUGGUGGUAAUUUUGCCAAAUCUUUGUUAAUGGCGAUGUAGUUUAUGCUCAAACUAGGGAGGUAUUGACCAUGAAAAACCCUAUUUAGCCACCUUAACUGACCAUCUACUCAGAACGGCAAGUUUUUCUCAGUCAAAGCCCUCUUAGUUGAAUCCUCUUGUAACCACCGCGAGGGCGACAACUGACGUGAUGAUGGUAUUACAAUUUUUCAUUAAUAAUUAGAAAGAAUAUUAUGAUCGUCCUGAAUAGGAUUGUUGUUGACGGUGACUAAUGUUUCAGCAACCUGUGUGGGAGUCAUCUUCAUUGUCUAAGUGAGUUGUAUCACGUCAGUUGAAUGAACAGUUCAACCUCCAUUAAGCAACCACGUAUUAAGGGGCCACCCUCUAUGGGUGGUCUGUCAGUUGAGCCAUGAUGUCUAAAAAGAUUUUUAGAUACACCUAGUGAAAAAAAAAAAAAAAAAAAAGCACUUUACUUGAGUGUCAAUGUAUUUAGCACGAAAGUACUAAUUGGGACACUAUAUUUUACGUCUCCUAAUGGAGACGGGACCGCCAUUUUACGUGGUCAUCCGAGCCACGCGAAGGUCCAGCCGCCUGCAGGGCAAAGGAAGUGCCUUCAUUUCUCAGUUAUUUUUAAGACCCUGAGUAUUGGUCCGGCCCCGGGAAUCGAACCCGCGACUUCCCGCUCUGCAGUCAAGCGUUUUACCGACUGAGGUAAUCCUGCCGCGGUGAAAGUUAUAUCCUGGAUGGGAUUUUAAAAUUGUUAUACCUCUGAAGGUAAACCAUUUUGAACAGAAUAGCGGCUGGCGUGUAAAGCGGAAUGUUGACAGUAAGAAGACAAAGCUCCAGUUCCUUCCUGCCGACUGGUAACAGUACAGUUAUGUCUUACUUUGUAGCUCCUGAUAAGACAAAGCCUCGAUUGCAGAGACCUAGUAGAUGAGGCAAAAAGGUAUCAUUUGAGGCCGGAGUGUCGUUAUUUGAUGCAUAACAGUAGAACCAAGUCGCGUAUUGGCCUUGCAGAAGUAAUGUACGUCUUGGGAGGUUUUGGAAAUUUACAGUCUCCAGUCGAUGUUGUGGAAAAGUAUGAUCCGGCUACAAAUCAGUGGUGUAUAGUACAGGUGAGCAUCGGCAGACGGACUUACAACAGCUUGUAGUUAUUGAAAAUGAGUGUCGAGUGAUGUCAAAGCCGGGUCACUCAGUUGAUUUAAGGUCACUACAUGCGUUUGGGGUUAGAACAUUUUUUGCUACUUUACGGUACGACAACGGCGACGACUACGAAAACAUUACUUAAAAAGGGUAGUCGCGCUGCUUCAAACUUCAUCGCGCUUUUCAAAUGUUGACAUUUUUUUUCUGGAGUUAAAUUCUAAAAGACUGUAUUGAAGUUCAGGAAAAGGAAAAGAAAGUCGUUUAUUUGUGUUUACGUCUUUGACAAAGCUUAAACUCAGGCAUUUUCACUUCUUAGUCGUGCAGUGACGGCAAAGAAAUGUACAAAAAAGCGUGAUGCAUGUGCAGAGUUGUUGUUUUGCCAAUCUAAACCUAUUGCUUUUUGCCCUUUCCGUUGUCUUCUCCGUCGUCGUUGCUUAAGCAUCCCUUGUGACGAUAGACUUGGUGGGGAAAAAAAACGCGUAGAGUAUUUUGCGUAACAUAGAUCACGAGCAAUGGCGUUUUUGCAUCUUUAACUCAUACUGAAGAGUGUUUUUAACAAGCAGAUAGGUAUUUGAUCAAUUUUAUUCUUUUCAGAUUCUCUAUUUCAAGAUCAGCCUUUCUACGUUCCGUUUUACUCUAAAAAUGAUCACUUUUGUUGUAAAUAUUGAAUUUUAUACAUACAUGAAAUUUUUUUCUGUGUCGAAGUGUUAAUAUAUUUUGCCCGUAAAGCUGUUACAUUUUUUUCGUGAUUUCUUUUAAGAUAGUUAAAACUAUCUGACUUCAACCAUCUUAAUCUGUCCUCCAGCCAAUGAAAAGAAAGCGGCGAUACCUAAGUGCAGUUGCCUUGUACAGUAGACUUUAUGCUAUUGGGGGCUAUGAUGCUUCUAGUCGACUAAAUACUGUGGAAUGUUUUGAUCCGUCGACAUGCCAAUGGAAAGACAUGACACCCAUGUUACAGAGGCGUGGUUUGGCAGGAGCAACUACCUUAGGAGGUACAGUUCUUACUAAUGAUAACAGCGAGAAUGCACGUUACGAAUGUUACAAACAGGUUUUCCUGUGUUGGGAUCCGCUUUUGCCAUUGAUUAAUCGACCUAGACGUUGGUUUGUAAAGUAGUUAUAUCCUGCUCAUUGAACUCAGUGCAUUUGAGAGAAAGAAGAAAUGCGAGUCCUUUAGGGUUUACCACAUCACAAGAGCAAAUACAAAAACAAUUUUUAUCUUGAUUAUUACUUUAUAUGAUGAAGUAACAAGAAGCAACAGGAAAUGGAAACAGUUUUGAACUGAUUCUAAAAGCUCUUACCAGUCUAAUACAUUGAGAAUAAAUACCAGUGCAAACAGUCUGUUUCUCUUUUAAAAAUGUUAAGGACCGAAUAAGGGAGCGUUUAUGUUACUCUUUGUUUCUCCGUUUUAAUUGAAAACACCUGACCUCCGAGACCUGCAUAAUUCUUCAUACCAUACAAAGCCGAAUCCAAUAGUUUGUUUAUUGUUCAUUCUAAUUAUCUCCACCCUCAAAAUGUCUAUACCCCAAUUUAAACGAACCAGUAGUUCGAAUUUUUCGUCUUCGCAUAUCGUGUAAAAUCUCUCCUUUUUUCUCUAUUUUCCGGUGUGACGUUGAAUGCGCCUUGCGUCCCUUUUUCCAUCGUUGUCGAUACCAUUGUUAUAGUAUAUUAGUACUCGCACUACAUACCUAUUAUCCCGUCACGAGAAACUGUGGGAGGAAAGCGCGACCGCCAGGACAAAAGGGUAUGCGGCGUCAACCGCCACCAGGGUUGAAGGGGCGAAGCUUCCAAGUCACUUCGACGGAACUCUGACGAAUUGGCCGAACCGUGCAAGUCUAAGCGGGGCCGCAAUGCUCCAUGCCACUAACGUGCAGGAUCGACACGACGGAAUUUGAAGGAGCUUCUUGUUUCCCGUGUUACGUGCUAAUUAUGUAUGUAGUUAAAAUGGUAUUGACAUCGACAAAGAGUCGCGAGAUUUAAGCCAAUCAGAAAUGGCGAAAUAUUUUGAAUAAAUGAAUUAUGUUCCAUAUUAUAGCACUCGGGAGUUUAAUUUUGCGGAUUGGCGAUUUUUUGGACUUUGCGGGAACUAACUUUUCUUGUUGGUUCAGUCUGGUUUUGUCACUGGAAAUUAAUCUGAGUGCAUGAUUUUUAAGAAUAUCAUUAGAAAUUUUUGCGCCUAUUUUGAGUCCAAAUACUGUUGUCUUCUAGGUUAUUAUUUGCAGUUGUAAAUUUCAUUUUUGCGGUUUUGUGCUUUUAAACUGAUGGAGCUAGUGGAGUUAUUUUAUUGCCGUAAUACAACUGAAUUUUUUCACAUGCGUACAAGACCGGUUAUGGCAUGAGAAAAAGUUAUAAUCCUAAAUUAUUAAUCUUUAUUUUGUUAAUUAGACAUUACCUUUUGAAGUAGCCUGCGUAGCAUGGCGGUUUUGUCGAACGUACUACUGAGCGGCGAAGGCGCAAAAGCGCGCGCGAACGAGCGUUGAAGCCCAAUCUCCUCGCGGUUUCUUUGCCCACAUCCGCCAUGCUACGCAGGCUACUUUUGAAGAGGCGUCAAAACUUUCUCAUUUUUUAGGAGCGUUUCAGUUACUACUUUCAGCAUUUUUCUGAAAUGGCUCCGUUAGGUUAACUUCCCACUCGUUCCAGUCUCCUCGAGAAAACGCCUUUGCGCUCGGGGCAUAAAAUGUACACACUGCUGGCAGGUCUAAAGUAUUUCUCUUCAUUGAAAAACAGGGAAAAUUUAUGUAGCUGGUGGAUUUGACGGUACAACAAGGCAUACUAGCGUGGAGUGCUAUGACCCAACAAUCGACACAUGGACUCUUGUCAGUGAGAUGCAGACUUCAAGAGAAGGUGCUGGCCUAACAAACCUUGAUGGCGUACUGUACUGUGUGGGUGGAUAUGAUGGAAACCGUAUUUUAAACAGUAUUGAACGGCUUGAUCCUAGGACUGGCCGCUGGACUAGCUUAGCUCCUAUGAGUACCAGGAGAUCAGGUAUGAAUACCAGGGUAACUAGUAUUUCCAUCAAAACAAUUCUUAGCACUGCAGAGGAUUCCAAUUUUUUUAACCCACAGUUUGAGCUCUAUCUCUCUUUAUGAUGAAACUGUAUUAAUGUGGCGGUCGACAAAUGCUGGAAGAAAAUUCGCCUUUACUAAUUGAGAGCAACUUAAAAACAUUGAUAAAUAUCCUAACCCUAAAAAAGUGAAAAUAGGUGACAAAUGGAAAUGAGAACGAAUGAACUCAGUCUUCCACACGUUGGAGGAAGAGGAUCCAGGUUGGAAUAAAUCACAGAUUUUCUGUAGAUGGAGAUUGAAUUUUUCUUUGUGCAGGAGAUAAAAACUCCUCUAUUGGUCUGUUGUAUAUAAUUGACUUACGCUACUAGUUUCUUGUAUCCGGAUUGUUUGUCUUUAAAAAUCGUCUUAAGCUCGCUUUCUGAUUGCGCUCCGUUUUCCUCCUUUCACUUUCUCUACAAGAGUCAUCCCAGAUAAGCUGUCAGUAGGUUUCAUUUCAAAGGGUGGCCCCUUUGUACAAUUGUAACUUUGCAGCUGUUGGUAUUAGGUUUUUUUAGGCUCACGAAAACCCUAAUCCUUUAACUGUUACCAGUAGAUGCAAAAGAGUUGGCGUACGUUGUAAAACGCUUUCCGCUUGAAAACUUUUCUCUUUACUCGAUUCUUUAUUACAUAGCAUAACAAAAUGUUUCUAUAGCGCUUAUACUUAGGAGUUUUAAGCCGUUUUAAUAUAAAAUCGUAGUUUUCACUCCAGAAACAAGCAGAAAUGGCUGCCGUCUUACUGUUACUUGAACUACAGGUAGCUUCUCCAUGUGCUGUACAAGGCGAAAAGACAACGACCGUACUCUAUACUUGACACCAUUUUUUUACGUUGGGCUCAAGUUUCAUUUUCUGCCGUAGAGCUGAAGCUUGCCUGCUACGCGUUACUGCUUUCGUCGUUCUCGUUCCAUAUGGAACGAUGCAUAUUUCCCUUCGUGGACCCAUUUAGCUUUCAGGUGAAGUUAACAAAUUGGUAAGCAACAAUGUCAGCAAAGAUAGAUCUUUCCAGCGAUACCUCGUUUUGGAUAUUCUGACCAAUCCUAACAGAGUUGCACUCGCAAAAAAGGUAACAUUUUGGAGAAAAAUCCACUGCCAAUUUCGCUGUUUACCUUCUACUCUUUGAAGAUUAAAUUUGUCCCUUUCCUAAAAGGUUGACCCGCCACUCUCCCAUGCUAGAUAAAGUGGGCAACCAAAAUGCUAUUAAAGAAGAAAGGCAAGUCCAGAUUUUGGCUUGUGCGCAUGCAUGAAAAACAAAAAAGCUGUUUAAUGACGUCAGAUUAGCAGAAAAAAAUUUGCCUUUUUAGUGCAAAACUCAUUUUAGCCAUUCUUAUGCUAAUUAGCCGAAAACCAGUCUAAAGGAGAGGAAUUGGUGAAAGAUGCCGUUUUUUCGCUAUUUGCUGGCCGUCACCAAAGGGUUAAUGGGAAAGGGAAACGUGAAAUCAGUGCGCGCGAGGAUGGGGAGAAGGAGACGCCUACGCGCAAUGGCGGUAUUGUUUGAUGAUCUUGUGUGCUUAAUAAUUUCCCCGUUCCCUUCCUCUUCAAAUGCCUGCCUGUGUCGGAUGCUUGAGCUUUCUCCCAUUCGUUGCCUGGGACAAUAGUUGCGAGAAGCACUUAUCUAAGCCUACGAGCAAGCUCUCUAAGAGACCGCCUCUGGGUCUCCGGUUCCUCGCUCCCUGAUCUGCACUACACUUAUCUGUAUGGGUUGCAAACGCGGUAGCACAUUCUUGAUACUGAGUUAGCUGUAGAAUUUUUAACUUUUUGGAUUAGAAUCACUAGAAAGAAAUUUCUUUAGAGAACUGAACAGUUCCACGAUUUAUUUGGUGACGGGAAAUUUAGUGAAAAACAACAAGUAAACAGAAGCUGACAAGUAAAAUUGCAUGCAACAUAGAAAUCUCUCUGAGUUUUAUCUCCACUUUUGAUGGGUAACUAACUAUACGGUCGAGAGUUUUAACCAUGCAUUUCGUUCAAAACGGCCUACUUUCAAUCUCUCAACAAACAAGGAGUUCGCUCUCUAAUUCCAAAAAAGAAAAAGAACUCGGAGGUUUUAAGGAACUGGAUACCUUCGUCUAGCCAGUCCGGCAAUGUAAAAGUGCAAUAUAUUGGCGAAAGCUUAAGAUGAAGAUUACAAAGCAAACUGAGUUGCCUGAAAUUACCGUCUUUCUAGACUUCGAGAAAGCUUUCGAUUCAAUCGAAUGAGAUUUUCUUCAGUUAUGUCUUACAGUCUUUUAAUAUCCGCCAACAGUUUAGGCGCUGGGUCAGUAUUUUUUACAACAUUACCAGUUGCGUGCUUAAUUUACAACUGUGCUUCAAAACUCUUUCUUAUAGAACGAGGUGUACAUCAAGCCUGCCCCUUUCUUGUAUUUUUAGUUGCUUUUAUCAUUGCCACAGAAGUUCUUGCCCAAAAUAUUAGAAAUUCCAAUGAGAUUCAAGGUAUCAAAAUACAGAAUAAGAGAGUCGUUGAAUUAUCACAAUAUGCGGUUGAUACUACAGCUAUCCUCGCCAACGUUCAUUCCGUAAGUAAUCUUUUUGCAUUUCUUUUCCGAUUCGAAAGAUGCGCAGAGCUGAAAAUAAACUUAUCAAAAUCCGAAAUGUUAUGGCUUGACUCAAUGAAACACAGAAAGGACGGAGUUUUAGAUCUUCAAAUAAAAGAUGAACCUGUCUACGCUUUAGGCACGUAUUUCUCGAACGAUGAUGAGCCAUCGGACCGGGAAAACUUCCUCGACAAGCGCACGAAGUUAGAAAAAACUUUAAACUUUUGGCCUCAAAGGGAAAUCUCAGGCAACGGAGGAAUAGAUAUCAUCACAACGUUAGCCCUUUUAAAGGUCAUUUUUGUCUGUAGUUUUAUUGAAAUACCACCUCGUUUUGCUGAAGAAUAAGUUUCAAUUCAAGAUAUUAGUCUCGCUUGCGUAAGCAGCUAGACUAAUAAUCUGUAAGCCGUUUUUCUUCGUGUUUAGGACACAGAAAGGGAGUCAUGCUCCCAGGCGUUCCUAGCGGAGACCGUUGAAACUGGGACUAAGAAUCGUUGCGUGACCGAAGCCACGCAUGUUUUGCGAAGAAAGCUUAGGAAAGAUUAAAUUUAGAGCUUUUCCAAAACAGGUCGGUCCACGAAUUCUAUCGCUUGAAAGUGUUGAUUACUUUGGAACAAGUGAACACUACAGUGGUAAAAAAAAGAAGAAUCUUAAUUAGCAAGACUGCGACGGUCGAGUGUUGUAAACUGUCAUUGUAUGUAAAUGGAACUUGUGAUGAGCAUGCGGUUUAUUUUCGGCGAUGAUUGAGAUGACGUGCCAUGUAAAUCACUUUUUUUUUUAUCCCUGACAAUGAUGUAAUUUCUCUGGAAUCGAGGCCCUUGAAUUUUCGUGUAUUUGUACACGCGCAUAGCCUGCGACCGCAGACGUAUUUCCGUUCGUCGCUAACACGUGUACUAAAUCAAUUCAGAAACAAAAAAAGUAAAUAUCCUGAAGAAUACACGACCGUCGAUAAAGUAGGAAGUGAAAAACCUUUGGCGAGUAAAUCCUAUUUUAUAGAGAAUUAAUCGCCUUCUCAUUUCUCGAUAAUCUGCAAGCAAGCGAGACUUAACGCCGGUGUAAGAGCGUUCUUGUUAAUAGAAUUCUGCCCACGAAUAGCUUAUUAUAUGAAACGAAGAAACUCGAAUCUUCAAAUUGAAUUGCCCAUUUUGCACUUUCAGCUCUUUCUGGGUAGAUUUCCAAGACUGGUUCAGUUGCCACAAAGAGAACUUUCAAAUUUAGAUGUUUUAUAUUGUACAUUUUACUCUUCUUGUCACUGUUUAAACCUAAACCAUCUCAUAAUUAUAGGAAGUACUUUCCAUACACUUAAUGUCGAUGCUAAAAACAAAUUUCAGUACGAUGACUUUAUAUCUCUCAUCGCAACUAAAUCGGGCGAACAAGAUAAAUACAGAAGAAAGUGGGAUUUCAUACAAAAUAUUUUCUCAUUCUCCCUGCCAUGUAGUUUUCUCUCUGUUAUAUAUCAAUACAGCUGUGAAAACCAAAAAUGAUCUCAUGUAAUUUUUGACUGUGCUUUAACGGUGGUUGUAACGUUUGUUUAGUAUAACCUAUUAUUAGUGUUUGUGUUCUUGUAAUUUAAAGUGCUAAAGUUACACAAAGCGAAUUAAAAAUAAAGAAAUGAAAGCAACCCAAGCUCUUUUGGUAAGAAAAGAAAGUUCUCUCAGAAGGGAUAAUGUGUUCAGCUAUGUGUAUGUAUGCAGUGACAGCAAGUCUAGUCUUUCGCCAUGUAGUUGAUCAGUGUUUCUUUUCAAUACAGGUGCUGGAAUAGUAGUGCUUGAUAGCCAACUAUUUGCUGUCGGAGGCUACGAUGGAAGUCAACACUUGUCAUCUGUGGAGUGUUACAGCUCAUGUAAUGAUCAGUGGAUGAGCAUUGCAGAAAUGAAGUCAAAGCGGUGCUAUGUAGGCACAGCAGUCAUGGGCGGCAAGCUUUAUGCGGUUGGUGGUUACGAUGGUUUUUCUUUGUUGGACUCAUUUGAGAGAUAUGAUCCAUUGCUACAAGAGUGGACUUCAGUAAGCUCCAUGGCAACAAGUCGAUGUGAUAUGGGAGUCGCUGUUCUACAUGGAGAUUAAAAUAUUGUUUUUACUUUCCAACAUGCAUCUGGCGUUAAUUCCUAAUGCGAAGAAGAUGCGUCUGGUAGGAGAAUACGGAUGUACAUUAUCUGGGAGGGUGCUACAAGUGGACAAACUGUCCGGCGUUCAUAGAGUGAUUUAGCAACAGAACAGGAAAGUCAGUUAACGACGGGAUAACGCGCGGAAAUGACUGAACGCGACUUCCGGUGCACAUUUCGCCGCUUUGCCACUAGUCAAGCCGGCUUUUUGGGUCACGCGCGCCAUUGAUUUUCACUGCCCGAAGGCUACGUGCAAAGGGACGCAACAACUCCCAACAUUGUUGGUCCAACAAUGUUGCGAGUUGCUGCGUUCGUUUGUACGAAGCUAUACGUUUGACCGGUUUCAAACUUUACGCAAAAACUCUCAACAACACGCAACGGGGUGUGCAAACGCAAACGCAAACGAACAUGUAAAAUCCAAAAUGUUGGGAGUUUUUGGCCAAAAAUGUUGCGUCCGUUUGCACGAGGCUUUACACUGCCGUCGCGUUGUCUUUGCUAAUCUGCCUCAUAAGGUAGAAAGCGCUUACUCCGUUUCCUGCAGUAAUUAUGCAAUCUAAACCUCACUGAACUUUAGAUUGCGUAGCAAGCGUUUCCGUUUGGUUUUGGAGCAAAAAAAGACCGAGGAAAGGGUCUCGCGGUCUCUGAAUCUCGUUCCUCGUUCUUUGCUCGGAAACGUGUAGGGAAACGCUUGCUACGCAGGCUACCUCAACUUUGACAGAAGGCGUUUUACCCUUCCUGAACCAUCCUAUAAUUAUCCAACGUACGGAAAGUUUACCUUGGUUAGUGUUAUUACUCGUUGGAAUCAGUUUUUGAAAAAACAAGGUAAUGCUUAGGGAGUGUUUGAACCUCUCAUACGAAAAUGAAUAGGUCUACGGCGAGUGUUUAAAAGUGUUCAACAAAACUUGUAGUUCGUGUUUUACCGAGUUAAAAAUAAAAACACUCUUGUUCGUUUAUUAAUCUGUACAAAAAGUAGUUAACGCACACAACCUUGCAC
This is a messenger RNA of Porites lobata, 17317 nucleotides long. NCBI's taxonomy places the organism in Eukaryota, Metazoa, Cnidaria, Anthozoa, Scleractinia, Poritidae. The record is from the annotation of a GenBank genome assembly.